This is a messenger RNA of Akanthomyces muscarius, 432 nucleotides long. RefSeq lists its product as uncharacterized. Lineage: Eukaryota; Fungi; Ascomycota; Sordariomycetes; Hypocreales; Cordycipitaceae. The record is from RefSeq and is a predicted model, not a curated record. The coding region runs from base 1 to 432 and encodes 143 amino acids. The transcript has a single exon.
AUGCCCUCAUACGUCCUCACCGGCCGCGGCGGCGCUGGCAACACCCACCGCCUCGCCCCCUCCUCCUCUUCCUCCCCCUCCACCACCAAGAAGCCCGUCGCUGCAUCGACCACUAGCAGCAGCAGCACCCCGCGCAUCGUCUCCUCGGGCGUCGGCGGCGCAGGCAACAUGCGCGCCCUCGACGCCGGCGCGCGCUCGUCGGCCGCCCACGCCCUCCAGCAGGACAUGCGCCGCGCCGCCGCCCGCGACCGCCACCCCGUCGGCUACGCGGGUCGCGGCGGCGCCGGCAACGCCUACGCCUACGCCGGGAGCAGCGCGAGCGACGCCGACGACGACGCGAGCCUGCUGAGCGGCAGUAGCGCCGCGAGCAGCGUCGCGGAGAGGGCGCGGGGUUGGGCCUCGCGCGUCAGCGGCAGCUUCUCCCGCUCUUGA